Messenger RNA from Oppia nitens, 1368 nucleotides. RefSeq names its product leukocyte elastase inhibitor A-like. Gene Ontology annotation, molecular function: serine-type endopeptidase inhibitor activity. NCBI's taxonomy places the organism in Eukaryota, Metazoa, Arthropoda, Arachnida, Sarcoptiformes, Oppiidae. The transcript is spliced from 2 exons. The coding region runs from base 1 to 1368 and encodes 455 amino acids. The record is from RefSeq and is a predicted model, not a curated record.
AUGAAGUUAGCAAUUUCCCGAUGGAUUUUAUUGGUGUGCACCACAACAGUGUAUUUCGGUGUAUGUUCUGGUCAGGUCAUAUCGUUCGGAAUGCGCAAAUUGGCCGCUUCUACCAACCAGUUUGGUCUCGACCUAAUGAGAGCUAUGGACCGAUCGGAGGCAACAAUGGCUUUUUGUCCAUUUUGUAUCGGCUCAUCACUGGCACAACUACUGAUGGGAGCUCAGGGACCGAUGGAGUCGGCCUUAAGGCACGCUCUAUACUUGUGGGGAAUGCAACCGCAAGAAAUUAAUUUAGCUUUUUAUGAUAUGAACAACCAUUUGGGUGUUAAUCUUCCUUAUGGUUUACGGCACCGAAGUUCUGGUCUCUUCUCAUCAAACAAUUAUCUGACAAAUGAGACCAACGAUAAUGAAGUUAUUUUCACAAAUAACAUAUACUAUCAAAGAGAUUUCGGUAUUAAUUAUAAUUAUCAUAUUUUACUGCAAAGAUUUUAUAAGACAGCUGUCCAUCCCUUGGAUUUUGUACACAAUGGAGAAGAGACCCGACAGCACAUCAAUGCCAUCGUUGAGAUGCAAACUGGAAAUAAAGUCAAAGAUAUAUUACCUGACAGACAGUCAGCGGCCACUCAAUUGUUGUUAAUCAGUGCCUUUUAUUUUGAGGGAACGUUAGAUAUAAACAUGUCGUCCACCAAACGUCUUAAUAAUCACAUCUAUAAUAAUAAAGUUAAUAAUAAUUUAAUAAAACCAAUGCAUGGAUACGACGCCUUUGGCGAUGAAUCGACAAUUCUUGAGUCGAGACGAUCACGAAUUAGACACGGAAUCAAUACUUACCUGAACUGUACGGCCGUUGAAAUGCCAUUCAAAGGCGGUAUCAUAUCUUUAGUCGCUAUAAUGCCUCACGAUAUCAAUGGAUUGGAUCUAAUGCUGACCCGAAUGAGUGCACAAAUGCUUAGCGAUGUUGUCAGUGGUCUCGAAGUUAAAAGAGUUUCACUAAAAAUGCCUAAAUUGAGUUUCGAAAAGAGUAACCGCAAUCUGUCCCGUGCUUUCGCUAAUAUGGGUUUAUCGGAUCUCUUCAAACCAGGCUAUGCCAACCUCUACCACAUAUCUGAUUAUAAAUGGCUUCACGUGUCGGAAGUCCUGCACAAGACGUACAUCGAUAUCAAAGAAUCGGCUUUUCCUAUGCAUUCAUACAAUAGUUCUUCAAAUGUCAAGAAUUUUAACACAAACUUCAAGAACCAACACAACAGUGAUGUAACACACGUUGAGUUUGACAAACCGUUUGUCUAUUUUAUUGUCGAUAAUAUUAGUGGACUUAUUCUAGUGAUGGGCAAAGUUGGUCGCGAACCGGCUAAUUAUAGACUUCCCGUUUAA